AUGCAAUUAGUAUUAGCAGCUAAAUAUAUUGGAGCGGGUAUUGCUCUAAUUGGAUUAUUAGGAGCAGGAAUUGGUAUUGCGAUUGUAUUCGCUGCCUUAAUUAACGGAGUAAGUAGAAAUCCUUCAUUGAAAAAAGACUUAUUUGGAUAUUGUGUAUUAGGUAUGGCUUUAAGUGAAGCUCUAGGAUUAUUCUGUUUAAUGAUUUCAUUCAUUUUAUUAUUCGCUGUUUAA
Arxiozyma heterogenica is the source of this 231-nucleotide messenger RNA. Its product is annotated as ATP synthase subunit C family protein. The coding region runs from base 1 to 231 and encodes 76 amino acids. Gene Ontology annotation, biological process: proton motive force-driven ATP synthesis; proton transmembrane transport. The transcript has a single exon. Lineage: Eukaryota; Fungi; Ascomycota; Saccharomycetes; Saccharomycetales; Saccharomycetaceae. Gene Ontology annotation, molecular function: proton transmembrane transporter activity. The record is from RefSeq and is a predicted model, not a curated record.